Myotis lucifugus (little brown bat) is the source of this 3630-nucleotide messenger RNA. RefSeq names its product coagulation factor II thrombin receptor (gene F2R). The coding region runs from base 1 to 1449 and encodes 482 amino acids. The transcript is spliced from 3 exons. Gene Ontology annotation, biological process: positive regulation of Rho protein signal transduction; thrombin-activated receptor signaling pathway; phospholipase C-activating G protein-coupled receptor signaling pathway. Lineage: Eukaryota; Metazoa; Chordata; Mammalia; Chiroptera; Vespertilionidae. Gene Ontology annotation, molecular function: thrombin-activated receptor activity. The record is from RefSeq and is a predicted model, not a curated record. Gene Ontology annotation, cellular component: membrane.
AUGAGGGGAGCUUGUAGUGUUGAUUCACUUGUGGAAAAGCGCAGGGUACAGCUGUCCUGCUCUGUGUGGGCAAGGUCCUGGAACUUCUGCUUUGUUAAUUCCCAAAAAGCCCUCCUGGCAGAGCUCUGCAUCAGAACCGAGGCUGGCGUGUCCCUGGAGGCUGGCCUGGUGUGGAUCCGUGGGACCCUGAAAGAGCAUCUCAUUACCACUCUGCUGCGAGGCCAGAUCUCGUCCAAGUCAGAAAAAGCAUUGCCUGAUUUAAAAGCAACAAAUGCUACUGUGGUUCCCCGGUCAUUUUUUCUCAGGAAUUCUGAGGAUAAAUUUGAGCCUUUCCCAUUGGAUGAUGACGAUGAGGACAAAAAUGGAAGUGGGUUAAUUGAAGACAGAUUAAGCUCCAUCAAUCACAGCAGGCCUCUUCAAAAACCACCCCCUGCGUUCAUCUCAAAAGAUGCCUUGGGAUAUCUGACCAGCACCUGGUUGACUCUCUUUAUCCCCUCCGUCUACACUGGCGUGUGUAUAAUCAGCCUUCCUCUAAACAUCAUGGCCAUCGUUGUGUUCAUCGUGAAAAUGAAGGUCAAGAAGCCUGCCGUGGUGUACAUGCUGCACCUGGCCACGGCAGAUGUGCUCUUCGUGUCUGUGCUCCCGUUUAAGAUCAGCUAUUACUUUUCCGGAAGUGAUUGGAAAUUUGGGUCUGAAAUGUGUCGCUUCGUCACCGCAGCAUUUUACUGUAACAUGUAUGCUUCCAUCAUGCUCAUGACAGUCAUCAGCAUCGACCGGUUUCUGGCCGUGGUGUAUCCCAUGGAGUCCCUCUCCUGGCGUACCAUGGGGAGGGCGUCCUUCACCUGUAUGGUCAUCUGGGCUAUGGCCAUCGCGGGGGUGGUGCCACUUCUCCUCAAGGAGCAAACCACCCAGGUGCCCGGGCUCAACAUAACCACCUGCCAUGACGUGCUCAAUGAAACCCUGCUCGAAGGCUUUUACGCGUAUUACUUCUCGGCCUUCUCUGCUGUCUUCUUUUUUGUGCCGUUGAUCAUUUCCACGGUCUGUUAUGUGUCUAUCAUCCAGUGUCUGAGCUCUUCCACGGUCGCCACCCAGAGCAAGAAGACCCGGGCUUUGUUCUUGUCCGCGGCUGUUUUCUGCAUCUUCAUCGUUUGCUUUGGACCCACAAACGUCCUCCUGAUUCUGCAUUACGCGUUCCUCUCGCAGAAUCCCAGCACAGAGGCUGCCUACUUUGCCUACCUCCUCUGUGUCUGUGUCAGCAGCAUAAGCUGUUGCAUCGAUCCCUUGAUUUACUAUUAUGCUUCCUCUGAGUGCCAGAGGUACCUCUACAGUAUCUUCUGCUGCAAAGAAAGUUCUGAUCCCAGUAGCAGCAGCGGUCAGCUGAUGGCAAGUAAAGUGGACACCUGCUCUACUAACCUGAAUAACAGCAUAUACAAAAAACUGCUAACUUAGGAAAGGGGCUGCUGGAAGAUUACAAAGAAAUAUUUGAAAAAGCAAAGAACCUGAGGAUUCUAUUAGUCCCUGCCAAAAAAAUAGUAUUUACUCUUUUAAACAAUAAAUGUGUGAUUUGCAUGCCUCCUUCUUGAGAGGGCCAUUAAGGGUAUAUAUUUGUUAGUAACAGAAAAGGAUAACAUGAAUAGAAAACAAUGUUAUUCCAAGACAGUAUUGCAGUGCUACAAUAAUAACUGAAUAUUACUUUUUGAUAUAUUUAGGUGACUUACAUAUAUGUGUGUAUAUAUGUAUAGUACACAGGCUUGCAAUGCAGUAUAGAACAGACACUUUGAAACCCUCUUUUUUCCCCCAAGAGAUUAUGAAAAUAAACUCCAAUUUAAUAUGCAAGGUCUAGGUUGGCGGAGGUUAGCCCAGAGCAUCUGAAGAUGUCCAUCAAUAGUGAAGGAUUCUGUAGUUUGGACUUACACGGCUUUUGCAAAUAAGUUUAUUUUGAAAUUGGUCAACAGCUUUAAGUUAUUAAGAGAGAAAAGUGCUAUCUAUGUGUAGAAAAAAUUCUACUGUUUUUCAUUUUAACCAUAUCAAAGUUUGAAUUCUUUAAAUUAUGGAAACAUGAUAUGGGUAGCAUUUUUUAAAAAUAUAUGUUUUUAUUGAUUUCAGAGAGGAAGGGAGAGGGAGAUAGAAAUAUCAAAGAUGAGAGAGAAUCAUUGAUUGGCUGCCUCCUGCACGCCCCCUACUGGGGAUCAAGCCGGCAACCCAGGCAUGUGCCCUUGACCAGAAGCGAACCUGGGACCCUUCAGUCCACAGGCUGACGCUCUAUCCACUGAGCCAAACUAGCUAGGGCUGGGUAGCAUUUUUGAUGUUUUACACAUUGUAUACAUAAACCAAGAAUGAGCAUAGGCCCCACUAGUGACCUGAGGUUGGCCCCGGAUAGAGGGCUCCAAGCAGUACAUACUAGGCAGGGUCGCUCCAGACCCUGCAGCUGAGCCUCCCAGAGAGUGAGGGAUCCAGGACCACCACAUUCACUCUCCUGGCGUCCCCUCAGGGGUUGGCUAUGAAUGACCGAGUUUAGUAGAAAUUGGCAGAAUAAGAUGUGCUAUCCCAGGAGAUAAUGAAUAUGAAACACUUCUCUGCCCAGUCCUUUUAAGAACAGAAAGAAGGCACGUCACUUCUGGCAGUUACCCUGCAAGGUCCAUUCUCAGAUGGAGGCACCCAUGCAGCAAACAUGACCACCCAUUAUGUGCUCUGGGCACUCUGAUGGGCGCUAGGCAAUAGAGGUGAAUAAGACUAGGUCCUCCCCUCAAGAACAAAGCAGACCAGACAUAGAGUGUGAUGUGUAUAUAAUAAGUAUGUCGUUAUAUAAAGAAGUGUUUUUAGCCAGAUGUCAUCCAACCAGUUCCACACAGCCUGUCAGUUGAAAAACUUUGAACAUUUGGAUUACUUGUUCAAAGUUUUGGAUUACUGCUACAAGUGGUCAUAACUUGAGAUUAAAACACAAUACAAUACAGGAAGUGUAUUUUUGUAAAUAAGUCCUUCAGUCUAUAUACAUGGACACUGUUUAUUUACAAAUGUUUUUAAUAAAUUACCCAAACCAGGUUUUAAAAAAGAAUUAUGUCAGUCUGAUUAGAAAUAACUGAAGAAAAUUAAAUUGACUUUCAGUUCUAGCAAAAUUAUUCUAUAUUUUCUAUUCACUUUUCUUAAUAGUUAGUGAGAUUAUUUUAAAAGCAUUUUUUAGCCCCAUAUUGAGUAUCAAGUAUAGAAAAUCCUCAUGGGUUUGACAAAAUAAUUUGAAAAUUAAGUUGAAAUGUAUCUUUUUUUCCGUAUGAAAAAAAAAUGUUGGCAUCUUAAAUCAAAAAAUGGAAAGUUCCAAGGCAAAUGCUUAUUGAAAAGAACAAACUAUUUCCAAAUGCCAUAGAAUAAUUUACAUUAAAGUGUAUUGUAAGUAGAAGCUAACAUUGAUUUUAUUAAUUUUGUUGCUAUAUUCAUUUUAUCUAACUCAGUGGAGAUUUACUGUCAUUGUUUAUUCAGUCUGUAUAUACAUAUUAAAAUUCCUCUGACUUAAUGUGACCAUCACUAUUUUAUUAUCAGUCUGUACUUAUAAAAUAUUAUGUCACUGUUUUUAUGUUCUCUCUUUUUAAAAAAUAUGUGUAACCUGUAUUAAUAAACACAAAAGUUUGCUUGGUA